This is a messenger RNA of Siniperca chuatsi (mandarin fish), 3256 nucleotides long. It is a transcript of the gene nrsn1, whose product is annotated as neurensin 1. Lineage: Eukaryota; Metazoa; Chordata; Actinopteri; Centrarchiformes; Sinipercidae. The transcript is spliced from 6 exons. Gene Ontology annotation, cellular component: neuronal cell body; neuron projection; transport vesicle. The record is from RefSeq and is a predicted model, not a curated record. Bases 166 to 765 code for a protein of 199 amino acids. Gene Ontology annotation, biological process: nervous system development.
CUGCGCAGUAGACAGCGUGAAAAUGUGAAUCAUCGAUGGAAAAAGAGAGAGAGAGAGAGAGAGACAGAGAGAGGUGACUGUAGAGUGAUGGGACCCGGCUGAGGGAACAGCAGCGAGUGAUCACUCUCCGAACUGGUAAUGACAGCAGGUAGACAGAUGUGAAGGAUGACUUCUUGCUCAGUGAUCUGUGGGUCAGAAUAUGGUGAGCAAACUCAAGCCAGCGGAAAGUGCCAGCAGUAUGGAGUCCGCUCCUACCUACACCAGUUUUAUGAGGAGUGCACAGCUUCUAUCUGGGAACGUGAUGAAGAUUUUCAGAUUCAGAGAUCGCCUAGCAGGUGGAGCUCUUUACUCUGGAAGGUCUGUCUCGCGUUCGGCACCCUGAUCUUGUUUGCAGGCCUCAUUGUUGUUUUGGUGGGUUAUGCCACGCCAGCCAGGAUUGAAGCAUUUGGCGAGGAUGAUCUCCUUUUUGUUGACAGCCAUGCUGUCAGUUUCAACCGCGCACUGGAUGUCUGUAAGCUGACUGGUGCUGUGCUGUUCUGUGUGGGAGGCUCCUCCAUGGCUGUGGGUCUCCUGCUGUCUGCCUUUGCCAAAAACUACUCCAAAGAAGAACUGUAUCUGCAGCAGAAGUUUAAGGAGAGGUUGGCAGAUCUGCACACCGUUGGUACCCCCAUAAUGAGAGCACCGACCCCCGGAGAGGGAAAGGUGCCAGUCACACUUUCCAAAGUCCAGAACAUCCAGCCAACAACCCCAAAGUCGGAGACCUGACAGAAGUCCAGAUGAAGGCAGAAAGUGAAGAAGUGUGUAUGAUGAUUGAUUGGUGUGCAGACUGUGUGUGAGUGCAAACACAUGUGUGUAUGUCGAACUAUGUGUGCAUUUUCUCUUUUGAAAGGUCAGCUUACGUGACAGAUAGUAUUGGUUCUGCAUCUGUAUUUGCUGUGUUUGACAUUAAAGCUUGAUUUUAAGGUUAUAUAGGUGGAGAGUUAAUAUAGCUGAGCAAAGUUUAAGUCAUCAGUUGUAUGAAAUUCAUAGUAAUCCGACAAAGCACAGGUCUGGAGCCCUACUCGGAAAACAAACCACAGAAACAAAUCAAUAGAACACAGCUGCUGAACAACAGCAUCGGAGUGUCCACUAUUUUUCUGUCGAGAGGAUUCACAUUUCGUAAAAGAGGAUGGUGUUACUGCUGGAGGGUGUAGAGCAACAGAUGCAGUGUUGUUUGAAGUUAUUGGUGAUUGGCCCCCAUUCCCAGAAAUGAUCAAAAGAAGCACUGAACACAACAACCAUUAUCUCUGCCUAGUGUCUAAAAGGACAUCAGAGGAUGAGUGUUUAUAUGUGCAGAAUACUUUGUGCAUACUGUGUGUACAUGUAUAUGUAUAUGCAACUUCAUUACAGCUGUCAAUCAAAACCGCACAAUAUGAAUACAUGUGCUUUAGCUUAUGAACAAUUCUUACAAGCACUGUUUACAUGCAACAACAAGCAAGAGAAGUCUUAACAGAUACUUUGCUUGAAUUUCACAGAUCAUCAGAACAGAUUAGAGAUAAUCACUGAUUAGAACAGACCUCAAGGGUAGAUUUCGCACUGACUUUAUUAGGCCUCUGACCUUGUCUCCUUCACUGAAUCUUCAGGCAGAAUCGAUAGACGAGACCAGACAGACUGACGAAAGGUACAUUCAACCAGACGGAAAAUGUAGAACAUAAUCUGUCACUCAAAAAAAUUGUAAUCAAACAAAUUACUUUCUAGAUAAUACAAUUAAGGCAUUCAUCAUGCUUUCUAUCUUUGAAUUUUUUUUUUGUUUUCCUAAAAACUUUAACAUUACGCAUUAUCUUCCUUUCUUUGUCUCCUUCUCCCCCCUGUGACAAACGCAAGCAUGUAAACACACACCUACCUUUUUGCAACAUUUUGAAUCCAUCUGUUGUCAGCUAGUAGUCAUGAGUUGGUAAAAAAGAUGUGCAGGUGCUGCGUGUUAAAAUGAAGAUGGAGCAAGGGUGCAUCAAAAGAGACAAACAACAUGACAGAUGUGUUACAUAACAGGGGGAUGAAGAGAGCACAUCCAGCUCUCCAAUGAAAUCACAUCAGCUACAUCGUGUUUGACAGCGCUCAUUGUUUUCAGUCUGUCUGGAUCCAUAGAUGCUUCAGAUACAAUAACUGCCUUCCUGUGCUUACACACAAAACUUGAAACUACAUAGGAUAUGUUAACAUAAGCUGAACAGUAUACAAUAUGUAAUACUGUAGAAAUGAUGAAAUGUUGCAUCAUCAAAGUUUUUUUUAACUGGUUGCAUAUUCACUUGCAUACUAUAUGUGAAACAGAAGUUACAUCAAGAAGAUAUUUAUUUUAUUUUAUUUAUUCUAUACAAGUGCGGCACUCACACACACUAACUUUAACUUACAAGCACAACAAGCUGUUAAUGGUCAUGUGUUGCUGCUUUUUCAAAACAUUUGUCUAUAUGUAUUAGAAACCUAUAUUUAAAUAUUGUGACACUUUAAAUUGUUAUGUUUGCUGUUCCUUUUGUUUUGCUUAUUUAUCUUUUGAAUUAAUUGCACACAGAUACAACAUAUACACCUUUUACUGUACUUGGUUAGAAUAGUUGUAGUAGUCACAGUCCAAGUGCCAUCAAGCUACAUGUGUCCUACUGUGAUUCAAUGCUGCAGGUCAUUCAAAUUUCUCUAAUUUGUAUACUUACUGUAUACAAUUAAAUAAAUUGCUAUGCUGGCUACAUAUGUUUAUGUAAGUUGACCUUUUAAUAUUAUUCCCACAACCUCCACUUUUCUGUCAUUCUACUUUUACUUUGAAAAAUUACGUGAUCUCAUUUUAACACAUUUGUUCUCAGAUACAACACAACCACUGUCAAGCUGCAAACCUACAGUACAAGAAGAACAACUAAGUGGUUAGACAAGCUGUUAUAAACAAACCCUCCAGUGUGAUCAAAGCGUUACUAAGCGAUCAAUAAAUGUGCUGACUUGUAGUAUGCCGUGAAUUGUGAGUUUAUUUUUAUCCUUAAUUAGACCAAAGUUGAGUUCUGCAUUACAAUCCCAAAUCCACAAUGGAUACUUUGCUGCUCUUCAUCUGACCAUCAAAAAAAAAAUGGUCUCCCAGUUUAAGUGUAUCCUGAUGUAACAGUGGAUUUUCCCAGUAAAUAAAAAAGUAUACUGUUCUUAUUGGAGGUUGGAUUGGAUAAAGAACAAAUAUAUAUCAAUGUCUAUAUACAGUAUGUCUAUUUUUCAAAGAACACAAUAAAAUUGAAAUAUCCACAGCUCAAAA